AUGGACCAAGCAGCCUCCAUAGUAAAGGAGCAUCAUGAUGCUAUCAUCAAUGCCAUCAAACAGGUUGUCCAGCGCGACUGGAGGAUCCUAAUAGUCGACGACGUCUCCAAAAAGAUUAUCGACAAUUCCGUCAAAGAAGAUGACAUUCUCAAUGUCAAUAUCGCCAAUAUCCAACAAAUCGAGGAACCGAGAGACGAGAAUUCGGGCAUGGAUGCUAUCUACAUCUUGUCGCCCCGUCCGCAUAUCGUCGAAUGCCUCAUCCUUGAUUUGGCCAAGGGCCGCUACCGCAACUCUACCGUGCUAUGGACAGGCAUUCUUGGGAGGGAGCUGAGGGCACGACUAGCCACUGCUCCUCAGAAAAUAGAUUCGCGACCGCUAUUGAUUGACUUCUUCCCUCGCGAGUCACAUCUGGUGUCUUUUAAGGACCCAUAUAGCUUCCCCAUACUAUAUAACCCGAGCUGCGAGGCCGUUGCAAUGCCGCAUUUGGACGCUCUUGCUCAAAAGAUUGCCGCCGUAUGCAUAACAUUGGGCGAGUAUCCAAAGAUCAGGUUCUUCGCACCCAGGAACAACGAAUACCGUGCGAGCGCACUAUGUGGACGCCUUGCCUCGCUCGUACAAGACGAGCUUGAUGCUUACAAACAGUUCAAGGGCGACUUCCCGCCGCCAACGACACGGCCACAAGGUUACCUACUGAUUGCGGACAGGUCGAUGGACUUGAUGGCACCAUUGGUUCACGAGUUCACGUACCAGGCGAUGGCGCACGACCUCCUCCCCAUCAAGGAAGGCGACAAAGUGACCUUCCAUAUGACUGUCAACGAGGGCACGCCAGAGGCCGAGGAGAAAGACAUGGAAUUGUCUGAUAAAGACAAGGUGUGGGUGGAGAAUCGGCAUCGGCACAUGAAGGACACGAUUGAAAAGCUCAUGAGCGACUUCCAAAACUUCAUCAAGCAGAACCCCAACUUCACCAACCAAACCCAGGAUACGACGAGUUUGAAUGCAAUCAGGGACAUGUUGGCUGGCCUGCCACAGUUCCAGGAAAUGAAAGAGGCCUAUUCGCUUCACCUCACCAUGGCUCAGGAGUCCAUGAACAUCUUCCAGCGUCGCAAGUUGCCCGACGUUGCUUCGGUCGAACAGACACUCGCUACCGGUCUUGAUGAGGAUUACAAGAAGCCCAAAAGCAUCCUGGAACAGAUGGUCCGGCUUUUGGAUGAUGAAGCUAUUACCUGGGUGGAACGGUUACGGCUAAUUGCUAUCUACGUGCUAUAUCGCGACGGAGUUAUCACCGAGGACAUCGACAGGCUGCUUAGCCAUGCGGCCUUGCAGCCAAAUGAAAAGAUCAAAAUCACCAAUCUGCAGCAGUUGGGUGCCCGGCCUACGCGGAAGCUGAAGGAAGAACGGAAACCGCAUCCUCCGCUUUUCCCGCGAACCCCAGUCAAGAACCCAGGGGACGAAGACAAUUUUCUGUCUCGGUUCGAGCCUGCUGUUAAGCACAUGCUUGAGGAUCUGUUCAACAACAUUCUCGACCCAGCAACUUUCCCCUUUACACGGCCCCCAGCGGAUGGUGGGGCUGCCGACACUGCCAUGGCACCUGGACAAUCGCUUCGCUCGGCCGCACCGAGGUGGGCAUCAGCCAAUCGCCGACAGGUCGAGAAUCGACAGAGGGUUAUCGUGUUCAUGGCCGGCGGUGCAACCUACUCGGAGGCGCGGAUAUGCUACGAAGAAUCGGAGAAGCGAAACCGCGACAUUUAUCUUGUAUCCAGCCACAUGCUCACGCCACAACUCUACUUAAGACAGCUGGAGGACCUUUCGAUGGAUAGGAGGAGACUCGGCCUGCCGAUGGAUCGGCCGCAACCCAAGGUCCCUGAGCACUUUUAUGCUAAGCCGAAGCCUCCACCACAGCCUAUGCAGCGGCCCGCCGCACCUCCUGCAGCUGGAUCGGCACACCCUCCAACGCAGGCAAUGGGUGCGAUGACAAUCAACAGCGGCGCGGCUCCUCCGCAUGCUGGUGGCAGUAGCGCAAGGCCUCCAGCUCCGCCAGCUGGGAAGCCAGAGAAGCCAGUAAAGGAAAAGAAGAAGAGAAAUCUGUUUGGAUUGAAGAAGUCAUCCUGA
Messenger RNA from Sordaria macrospora k-hell, 2109 nucleotides. RefSeq lists its product as uncharacterized. Gene Ontology annotation, biological process: vesicle-mediated transport; intracellular protein transport. Gene Ontology annotation, molecular function: syntaxin binding. The record is from RefSeq and is a predicted model, not a curated record. Gene Ontology annotation, cellular component: secretory granule; plasma membrane. NCBI's taxonomy places the organism in Eukaryota, Fungi, Ascomycota, Sordariomycetes, Sordariales, Sordariaceae.